This is a messenger RNA of Aegilops tauschii subsp. strangulata, 1463 nucleotides long. RefSeq lists its product as uncharacterized. Lineage: Eukaryota; Viridiplantae; Streptophyta; Magnoliopsida; Poales; Poaceae. Gene Ontology annotation, molecular function: 3'-5'-RNA exonuclease activity; nucleic acid binding. The record is from RefSeq and is a predicted model, not a curated record.
GCGCCAAUCCGUCGAGCCGCGGAUCCAAGAAUCAGAUUUCGUUUUUGCUUCGAUAGAUUUAAAGGGGACGACGCACCGGCGGGACCGCAACCCUAGUUUUCGAUCUGAUCUUUCCCCGAUCUUCGCCGCCCAUCUUCCCAACUUCCCCCCAUCUCGACUCUGGAUCUCGAGUCUGCGCGCACUCCGGCGAACAUGGCGACGAUCAUGGCGGCGCGCGGGCAGGGACUGGAGCAAGAUUUCGAUUUCUUCGUGGUGGUCGACUUCGAGGCGACGUGCGUGAAAGACGCGCGGAUCUUCCCGCAAGAAAUCAUCGAGUUCCCCGCGGUGCUCGUCGACGGUGCUACCGGCCGCAUCGAGUCUGCCUUUCGCAGGUACGUUCGUCCCAAACAUCACCCUGUGCUGACCCAGUUUUGCAGGGAACUCACCGGCAUCCGGCAGGAGGACGUCGACGGCGGAGUGGAUCUCGGCGAGGCGCUCUGGCUGCACGACGCUUGGUUGAAGGCAGCGACGGCGGGGGCAGGGAACAAGAGGAGCGUCCGCUUGGCCGUCGUGACCUGGGGCGACUGGGACUGCCGCACCAUGCUCGAGUUCGAGUGCCGCUUCAAGGGCAUCGAGAAGCCCUCCUACUUCGAUCAGUGGAUCAAUCUGAGAGUCCCCUUCCAGGCGGCGCUCGGCGGCGGAGGGCGGGUCAACCUGCAGGAAGCGGUCCGGGCGGCGGGGCUGGACUGGGAGGGCCGCCUGCACUGCGGGCUGGACGACGCGCGCAACACCGCGCGGCUGCUAGCUGAGCUCAUGCGGCGCGGGGUCAAGAUCACCAUCACCGGCUCGCUGGCGGCGCCGCCGCCGCCGAUGCAGAAGCAGCCGGCUCGCACAAGCCCUUGCGGUGGCUCACCGGCGCUGGCGUCGGCGCCGCCGCCGAUCCAGCAGCAGCCGGCUCGCACAGGCCCUUUCGGUGGCUCGUUUGCGCUGGUGCCGGCGCCUAUCCAGCAGAAGCAGCAGCCGCCGCAGCCUUACAUGAUCAGCCCCUGCGGUGGCUCCUCGGCGACGUGCUUGUGCUACUGCGGGCUGGCGAGCAGAGGAGACGUGAUGCACGGGAAGUGCUUCUCGGGAUGCGCUAGCUGGUCGCCGGCCAUGGGACCCGUGCCCCCCUACUUCGCGUGGAGCAACUGAAUGAGUGACCCACGGCAUGAGACUGGGAUUCAGGUUCCAGUGUGGCUCAGUUGUUAGUGUUAAUCGUCCUAGCCAUCAGAAUCAGAGUCUAGUCUAGGUGUAAAUUUGGUCUUUGAAAUAGAACUUGACCAAUGGGGCUAUUCUUGAUGUAAUCGGUGUCUUAAUUACUAUUAUCAAUAGAAAUUUCGUUUUAGUUAUGUAAUCGGUGUCUGAUUCUACUAUACUCGUGUGAUUGUUCACUGUAAUUGGUGUCUGAAUUAUUAUUAUCAAUAAAAAUUUCGUUUUAAUUAUUA